GGACGCAGGAGUUGGCCCGCGUUGCGUUUGAGAGCGACAGAGACAGCUGGGGACAUUCACGCCCGCGUCCGUUGACGGAGAGAAAGUUGUCCAUAUGUAUCCUCCUAAAGGAGAUCGCGAUAGGACGCGAGGGGAGGCAGCUUUAGCCAAUGCGUCGAGGAUGGGAGGUGAUGUUGAGCAGGGGUCGCACGAGACUGGGUUCGCACCCCCAGAGGACCCACGCAGAGAGGAUAGCACCGACUACGAGGUGGAGGAGGACGUCGCGGGGGACGUUGAUGUUAUGGGGGCGGAGGCGCCAGUUCAGGCUGAUCUGAUGCACACGUUUGGGGGGCCAGAUGGUGCACAGGUCGAUAGCGAGGUUAUACCCAGAGAGGACGUGGGAGACGGGCAUGACGGAGACAGACAGGAGAUGCCGCAAACUUUGGUGGUUCGCACGACUGUGGGGCCGGUGGUGCCACAUCAGGCACCGUUUCUGGUGGAUCCUGGGCGUCGUGCACAUGGCGGUAGCCCGAUCGUGGAGCGACGAGUCGGCAGGGGCACGUGCGCACCUCCGGUCCCUACUUUUGCGCCAUCACGGGAGAGGCCGCAGAUUAGGUAUGUGGCCGUGCCUCGCGGCAGUCUCCCAUUUGGAUGUAUGACUGCUGAGGAGUUAGAGGCGCACGCCGGGGUGGAUUUGACCGAGACCGACAGGCGGUGCUUCAGGAGGCCUCCGUCGGCGGGGCGUCUGCCUCACGUGCAGGACUUGUCUUGGGGGCCAGCUAGCCCUAGCUUACCUUCAGGAGGUUCUGUCGCGGCGCCCUCUCACGACGCAGCAGGGCCAUCCUCCUCACCAGCGACCGUAGUUGCGGAAGAAAGCGGCAGUCUCACCCCGAGGUCGGAUGCCCGUAGAUGGAGAGACACUACCGACCAUGCGCGGGUGUCAGAGGACAACAUGUUGUUCGGUCACACUGAUCGACCAUGGAGUGAGACGAGACGGAUGACGACGGCGAGUGCCGCUUGGCAGCCAGGUUUGAGAGAGGUUUCCACGACCGGGAGUCGUCGUGAUGUUGUGGUGUCGGGGUUCGGCAGUAGGGUCGGUGAUAGUGGUGGCAUGCCUGUCAGACGUGAGGGCGCAAGCGGUGCCGCGGCGGGCGGAGCAGAUCUGCCGUUGACGUACGGUUUGGGAGAGGCAUCUAUUAUUUUACAGGAGCCAGAGGUUGUUACACGAGUCAGGCAGGCCCGACACGUGCCCUUAGAUCGACGCCAGGAGGGGGAGACUUCAGGGGCAGACGGUCUUCCUAUGCGUCGUGAUUCCCGCCGACAUGUUGAUCUGGCAGCCGCAGGUAUAACCGGAACAAUCGGAGGCAGGAGAGUUAUUAUGGACGACGACCCCGACGAGGCUCCCAAGCCUUCCACUGCCGGACGCGGCGGGCAGCGGCAGAGAGGUCGAGCACGUGGCACUGGCCGCUCACACGGACAAGGUUCUCAUUGGUCUAGGCAGGAUUCGCAUGCAGACGACGAUCAUUGAUGGUCUACGGACUUGCGAUUUCGCGGCCCGGUCUCAGUGUAGU
This is a messenger RNA of Chara braunii, 1550 nucleotides long. Lineage: Eukaryota; Viridiplantae; Streptophyta; Charophyceae; Charales; Characeae. The record is from the annotation of a GenBank genome assembly.